GCAAUUCUGCAGCAGGAUUAUGCUUGGUUUGAUGACAAGAAUCCCGGGAUACUUGUUGGUCGUCUUUCUGCUAGCAUUGAAACUAUAGAAGAGGGUAUAGGUGACAAAAUAGGAAAUUUUUUUUCCAAUAUAACCCAAUUUGUUGCCGGAAUAGUUAUUGGUUUUAUAAAAAAUUGGAAACUUACUCUUGUUGCCUGCAGUAUGCUACCACUUGUAGUAAUUGCCUUCGGACUCUUCGGUGUUAUGAUGAAGAUCUUUAGCAUAAAGGAAAUUAAAGCAUAUGAAAAAGCUGGUGAAGUUGCUGGAGAAGUAUUUUCGGCAAUAAAAACCGUUUUUGCUUUCGGAGGUGAAAAUAAGGAAUUAGAAAGAUAUCAAAAAAAUUUACACGAUGCUAAAAAAAUGGGUGUCAUAAAAGCAACGCUGCUGGGAUUUGGAAUGGGCUUGGUUACACUUUCUAUCUGGAUUUCUGCUGCUGUGAUUUUUGCGUAUGGUAUGAGUCUCGUCACUAAUGAAGGUUUAGACCCUGGCUCACUUAUUGUGCAUAAAUAG
Molecule: messenger RNA, 549 nt
Organism: Protopolystoma xenopodis
Lineage: Eukaryota; Metazoa; Platyhelminthes; Monogenea; Polystomatidea; Polystomatidae
Source: the annotation of a GenBank genome assembly